This is a messenger RNA of Apodemus sylvaticus (European woodmouse), 1554 nucleotides long. RefSeq names its product uroplakin 1B (gene Upk1b). Gene Ontology annotation, cellular component: membrane. The transcript is spliced from 8 exons. NCBI's taxonomy places the organism in Eukaryota, Metazoa, Chordata, Mammalia, Rodentia, Muridae. The record is from RefSeq and is a predicted model, not a curated record. Bases 106 to 888 code for a protein of 260 amino acids.
GAAAAGCAUCUUAGGCUGGUGCAUGCUGCAGAGUGAGCUGUGCAGCGCUGCUGGGAGAAGAAAGCAGAAGAGACCAGGCAGCCAGUCUUGUGAGAAAUCCUGACGAUGGCCAAAGACGAUUCCACUGUUCGUUGCUUCCAAGGCCUGUUGAUUUUUGGACAUGUGAUUGUUGGUAUGUGUGGCAUCGCCCUGACAGCAGAGUGUAUCUUCUUUGUAUCUGACCAACACAGUCUUUACCCACUUCUUGAAGCCACCAACAAUGAUGACAUCUUUGGGGCAGCUUGGAUAGGCAUGUUCGUAGGCAUCUGCCUCUUCUGCUUGUCCAUUCUAGCCAUAGUAGGAAUUAUGAAGUCCAACAGGAAAAUCCUCUUGGCGUACUUCAUCAUGAUGUUUAUAGUGUACGGCUUUGAAGUGGCAUCUUGCAUCACAGCAGCAACACAACGAGACUUUUUCACAACCAACCUCUUCCUGAAGCAGAUGCUGGUGAGGUAUCAAAACAACAGCCCCCCAACCAAUGAUGACGAAUGGAAGAACAAGGGUGUCACCGCGACCUGGGAUAGGCUCAUGCUGCAGGACCACUGCUGUGGUGUAAACGGACCAUCAGACUGGCAGAAAUACACCUCCGCCUUCCGGGUGGAGAACAACGACGCUGACUACCCCUGGCCUCGGCAGUGCUGCGUCAUGGGCAAGCUUAAGGAGCCUCUCAACCUGGACGCUUGCAAACUCGGUGUGCCUGGUUAUUACCACAGUCGGGGCUGCUAUGAACUGAUCUCUGGACCAAUGGACCGGCAUGCCUGGGGAGUCGCCUGGUUUGGAUUUGCCAUCCUCUGCUGGACUUUUUGGGUUCUCCUGGGCACCAUGUUCUACUGGAGCAGAAUUGAAUAUUAAGCACACGGUGUCUCUACUGUACCUCCCUCCCCGGGUGACUUUGAACCUGGUGCUGGAACCUGCUGUUUCGUGACACGCCCUCUGUGUGCUCCAUUGUGACGUGUGCUUGUCUCUAAUGCCAGUUCGGGUGGAAUGGGUUUCCUUUAGGCUCUCAAGAUGCUGCAAUCCUUAGCAGAAAUAUUUCUCAUCCCUGCCUAAGAGUCCACACCAUAUUUAUAUACUAUGAGACAGAAAGUGUACUGUAUAUGUACUCUAUGUACUUAUAUGUACUAUAUAAGAAAACUUGGAGAGUGGCGAUGACUCUCAUGCCUGUCUAUGUUUAUUUAAUGUGGGAGCACAAUGAUAUUCAAAGGAAGUGCUCAGACUUCCUUCCAUGCCCUGAGGAGUGAUAUGCAUUUAGCAACCCCACCCUCUGUUCAUUGAGUGUAUGUAAACUUCGGGGGCAUUGAUCGUGCCCAUUUUGCAUCAGCUCAGUCUCUGCCCUCAAAGCUUUCAACCUGCAACACUUUUCAAACCAUGGGACCCAUGCCAGCUAUUCCAACAGGUGAUUUAUGGGGACUUUUGUUUGCUGCCAAAAUAGUUUGCUUGCAUUAACGGUCCCCAAGGAAGUCCUGACAAGUCACCAUUUGUUUGCUUAUCCAUAAAUAAAGAAGCCCAUAAAAUAUG